Vicia villosa (hairy vetch) is the source of this 1916-nucleotide messenger RNA. Its product is annotated as S-type anion channel SLAH4-like. The transcript is spliced from 2 exons. Gene Ontology annotation, molecular function: voltage-gated monoatomic anion channel activity. Bases 12 to 1157 code for a protein of 381 amino acids. Lineage: Eukaryota; Viridiplantae; Streptophyta; Magnoliopsida; Fabales; Fabaceae. Gene Ontology annotation, cellular component: membrane. Gene Ontology annotation, biological process: intracellular monoatomic ion homeostasis; transmembrane transport. The record is from RefSeq and is a predicted model, not a curated record.
AACUAUAUAGAAUGGAUGAGGCUGCAAUCAAGCCAGCAAUUGACAUUAUUGUAUGUGCUUCCAUGAACAAUCAUCAUACUAGUGCUAAAAGCAGUGAUGAUUCCAUUUCCAUUUCAAACCCAAAAACCAAGCCAUCAUCACAUUCAGAGUCACCACCAUUCUUAACUAAGAUCCAUGCAGGCUACUUUUUCAUCUCUCUUUCCUUUGGUGCUCAAGCUUUGCUAUGGAAGAGUUUAAGUGAGCAUAACAAUGAAUCACAAACUCUAUGGCAUGGUUUUAACUUGAUGCCUUCUGUGGCUUAUCUACUACUUUGGUGUCUUGCAGUAGUCAUUGCAACCAUCUUGUCUUUUCUCUAUAUGCUUAAGUGCAUCUUGCACUUUAAUGCAGUGAAGGAUGAGUUCUCACAUCAUAUUGGAGUUAACUACAUGUACACUCCUUGGAUUUCUUAUCUUCUCAUGCUUCAAUCGUCUCCGCCUUCGAUUGUUCCGAGGACUUGUUACUACGAGUUUCUUUGUCUGUCAUUUUCCUUUGUCAUAUUCCUUCUUGAUGUAAAACUAUUCGGACAAUGGUUCACAACUAAAAAGAGGUUUCUGUCAGUGGUAGCAAACCCUGUUAACCUUGUUUCUGUUAUAGGAAACUUGGUCGCGGCUCAAGUAGCGACCGAAAUCGGUUGGAACGAAUGCGCGCUUUCAAUGUUUUCGCUAGGAAUGGUACAUUAUUUGGUUCUAUUCGUGACGCUGUAUCAGCGUCUGACGAGUAAUAACCAGUUUCCUAUAGUUCUAAGGCCAGCUUAUUUCUUGUAUUUUGCUGCUCCAAGCAUGGCAAGUUUAGCUUGGAAAUCCAUCUCAGGUUCUUUUCUCAUCUCAUCAAAGAUGCUGUUCUUUCUCUCUUUGUUCCUUUUUCUUUCUCAGGCUUGCAGGCCAGGACUGUUCAAGAAAACUAUAAAAAGGUUAAACGUUACAUGGUGGAUCUACUCAUUCCCUUUAACAUUCCUUGGUCUAGCUUGUGCUGAAUAUGCUCAUGAGGUGAAAACUAGCAUGGCUUCUGGUUUAAUGCUUCUGAUAUGUAUUGUGUCUGUUCUGGUUUUUGUUUUUCUGAUGCUAUCAACUGUACUCAAAAUUGAGAAGCUGAUGCAUAAAAAAGCACCCAGCAAAUGAAAAUAUAAUGAUGAACUGGAAGCAGAUCCAGCAAAAUUCCUUCCUUUCCAUCAAAAGGAAGCUAAUGAAAGUUGAUCAAUUUUUCCGAAUAUUCUAUACCACCGACACCUCAGAAAAAAGACGUGUCUGUGUCGGACACUGACACCGACACUUGUGAUUAAGUUUAAUUAAAUCAUUUUUUCAAAUUAUUAUCUGUGUCAGUAUGUCAGCGUCGGUACCGUUUUUGGGGUGUCCGUGCUUCAUACUCUGCACUUUAUUCUUCUUACCCAAUCAUCUUCACUAAGUAUAUAUGAUUUGGAUAAAGAACUAACUAUAUUGGAAAGUUAUAAAGUCUCAAAUCAAACAAAACAAAGAAAAGUAAAAGUGCGUAAGCACAUGAGUUGAGUAUAAUUGGUUUGACUCUGGAAAAUCCAACAAGGACAACACACAUUUUAAUGGUACUUGAAACUUGUCUAGUCUCACUAAAAAAUAAAAGUUUGCAGAAAAAAAUUCAAAAAUAAUUUAUAGGUACCAUAAUGAGAAUGAUGGAAUAUCAGGUACUGCAGCUGCAGACCAUUGAACAAAAGAUAAACUUGUUGAGAAAAGGGAAUGAUUCACAAUCGUUAGUGUCAAAAAUAAAUAAAGCUCCAAGGGAAUGGUCAAGAUUGGAUGUGGAACAUUGAAAAGCAACAAGAAUAGAUUCUUAUAAGAUAAGUCACCCCUAAGGACUAUUUCAAGGAAUUUUGUGGAGAUCUUAAGUAGUGAAACAGAAGAUGGAAA